AUGGGCGACUAUAACAAUGUAUCUGCCAUGAUCAGGGCGCUAAAGGAAGGUGGCAAUUUGGCAGCAUUAACUGGCGGUGAUCCACAUAGUCUACAUUCGGGUCGAAGUGGUGCAUGGAAAGCUAAAUUAAAAAAUUAUAUUCAAAAAAUAAAUGCAUCAAAUGAACGAUCAUUAUUUAUAUUUUCAAAAAAAAAUUGGAUACGAAAACGAGCUAAUGAUGUUAUUGAAUGGAAUCCAUUUGAAUAUAUGGUGCUAUUAACAAUUAUUGCUAAUUGUAUUGUUUUGGCACUUGAAGAACAUUUACCCAAAGAUGAUAAAACAAAAGUGGCUAGAUCAUUAGAAAAAACAGAAAUUUAUUUUCUUGGAAUAUUUUUUUUUGAAGCUGCUCUUAAAAUAAUUGCAUUGGGAUUUAUGUUACAUCGUGGUUCAUAUCUUCGAAGUCCUUGGAAUGUAAUGGAUUUUAUUGUUGUUGUUACUGGUUUGGCAACAAUUAGUAUUAAAAAAGAUAGUUCUUUUGAUUUACGCACAUUACGUGCUGUACGUGUUCUUCGACCACUUAAACUGGUCUCAGGCAUUCCAAGUCUUCAAGUGGUGCUUAAAUCAAUAUUAAAAGCAAUGGCUCCAUUAUUUCAAAUAGCUCUUUUAGUUCUUUUCGCUAUUGUCAUUUUUGCUAUUAUUGGUCUUGAAUUAUAUUCAGGAGUUUUUCAUACAACUUGUUUUUAUGCUAAUAAAACAGUAAUAUACAAAGUUGACAAUGAUGCUCCAACUACAUGUGGAGUACCCGGAGAUCCUAUAUGGGGUUGGUUAAAUAUAAAACAUGGUGUAUUUACAUGUAAUAUUCCAAAUGAAUCACUUGUUUGUCGUGAAUAUUGGAUUGGUCCAAAUAAGGGCAUAACUAGUUUUGAUAAUAUUGUUUUUGCUAUGCUUACUGUCUUUCAAUGUAUAACUAUGGAAGGAUGGACACAAGUACUUUAUUGGACAAAUGAUGCAGUAGGAACUUUAUUUAAUUGGCUUUAUUUUGUACCAUUAAUUAUACUUGGUUCAUUUUUUAUGCUUAAUCUUGUUCUUGGUGUUUUGAGCGGAGAAUUUGCAAAAGAAAGAGAACGUGUAGAAAAUCGUCGAGCAUUUGUUAAAAUUCGUCGUCAACAACAAGUUGAAAGAGAAUAUAAUAAUUAUGUUGAAUGGAUUAAUCGAGCUGAAGAUGUUAUUUUAAAUGAAGAAAGAACAACAGAACAAGAACGACGUGCAAUUCAUGAAGCUCGAAAAUAUGCAGCAUUAAAAAAAAUUCGACAUUAUCGAGCAGGAAAACAACAAAGUGUAGAUGAUGAUGAAGAUGAUAUUGAUCAUGCAUUUAAUCGUGGUCGUGGAACUGGUAUUGAACGAACUGAUCGACCACGAACAUUUGGUCGUCGAUGGCAUAUUCAACAACGUGUAAUUAAGAGUAAAAUUCGUGUUUUGGUUAAAACUCAAGCAUUUUAUUGGACUGUUAUUGUACUUGUUUUUCUUAAUACAGCAUGUGUUGCUAUUGAACAUGAUGGACAAAAACAAUUUCUUACAGAUUUCUUAUAUAUUGCAGAAUUUGUAUUUCUUGGUUUAUUCGUUUUUGAAAUGCUUUUUAAAAUGUAUGGUCUUGGUGUUGAUCAAUAUUUUGCAUCAUCAUUUAAUAUAUUUGAUUUUGUUGUUAUUGUUGGUUCUAUAUUUGAAGUUAUUUGGACACAUUUUAAUCCUGAAGAAUCAUUUGGUGUAUCAGUUUUACGUUCAUUACGUCUAUUGAGAAUUUUUAAAGUUACUCGGCAUUGGGCAUCUCUUCGUAAUUUAGUUGUAUCACUUUUGAGUAGUAUGCGAUCAAUUGUUAGUUUAUUAUUUCUUCUCUUCUUAUUUAUUCUAAUAUUUGCAUUAUUGGGUAUGCAAUUAUUUGGUGGCGAAUUCAAUUUUGAAGAUGGAACACCAUUACAAAAUUUUAAUAAAUUUGCUACAGCACUUAUAACUGUUUUUCAAAUUUUAACUGGUGAAGAUUGGAAUGAAAUUAUGUAUAAUGGUAUUAUAUCUCAAGAAGGACCUCAUGGUAAAGGCAUGAUCUAUUCACUUUAUUUUAUUAUUCUUGUUUUAUUUGGCAAUUAUACAUUACUUAAUGUAUUUUUGGCUAUUGCUGUUGAUAAUUUAGCAAAUGCACAUGAACUUACAAAAGAUGAAGAAGAAGAACAAGCAGCUGAAGAAGAAAAACGUGAACGUGAAUCAAAAGAUGUUGAAUCAAUGUUUAAAUUAGGUUCAUCAUCAUCAUCACCACCACCAACAGAUACAGCAACAACAACACCAAAUGUUAAAUCUAAAAAAACAGAUCAAGAAACAUUUUUAAAUCGAAAUAAUCUUCGACAAACAACAAAACGAGAACAUACUGAAAAUACUAUUAAAACAGUUUUAGAAAAAAAACCAUCAAAUCAACCAAUAGUUUCAAAAACUGAUGAUUAUUUAGAUAGACAUCUAUUUGAAAAAGCUAAUCUUGAUUAUAUACCCGGUUUAGAUUAUGAUCUUGGUCCAGUUUUUAUGCCAACAUUGGAUAAAUUACAAGGAUUUAAUGAUCCAGAAACUGCAAAAGCUCGUGCUGAAGAAGCAGCACGAAAAAAAGCUGCUGAAGCUGCAGCUGAAGCCGAAGCAAAGAAAAAAGAACAAGCUCGAACUGUUAAACCAAUUCUUCCAUAUAGUUCAAUGUUUAUUUUUAGUAGUACUAAUCCGAUUCGUCGAUUUUGUCAUUUUAUUGUUACUCUUCGUUAUUUUGAUUUACUUAUUAUGAUUGUUAUAUGUCUUAGUUCAAUAUCAUUAGCUGCUGAAGAUCCUGUACAUGAAAGUUCAACACGUAAUUUAGUACUCAAUUAUCUUGAUUAUGCAUUUACAGGUGUAUUUACUGUUGAAUUAUUAUUGAAGAUUGUUGAUUUAGGUGUUGUACUUCAUGAAGGUUCUUAUUGUCGUGAUAUAUGGAAUUUACUUGAUGCACUUGUUGUUAUUUGUGCAUUAGUUGCUUUUGGUUUUACAGAAAAUGGAGCUGGAAAAAAUUUAAAUACAAUUAAAUCUUUACGUGUUCUUCGUGUAUUACGUCCAUUAAAAACAAUUAAUCGUGUACCAAAAUUAAAAGCUGUAUUUGAUUGUGUUAUUACUUCAUUAUCAAAUGUUUUAACUAUAUUAAUUGUUUAUAUGUUAUUUCAAUUUAUUUUUGCUGUUAUUGCUGUACAAUUAUUUAAAGGAAAAUUUUAUCGAUGUUCUGAUCUAUCAAAAUUAACACCUGAAGAAUGUCAAGGAUAUUAUUUUGAUUUUGGUAAUGGUAAAAAUAAACCUGAAUGUCAAAAACGAAGAUGGGAACCAUAUGAUUUUACUUAUGAUAGUGUUCCACAAGCUAUGUUAACAUUAUUUACUGUUCAAACAGGUGAAGGAUGGCCAACUGUAUUACAACAUUCAAUUGAUGCUACUGGUGUUAAUCGUGGUCCACGACCUAGUCAUCGUCUUGAAGUUGCAGUAUUUUAUGUUGUUUAUUUUAUUGUAUUUCCAUUUUUUUUCGUAAAUAUAUUUGUUGCUUUAAUUAUUAUAACAUUUCAAGAUCAAGGACAAAAAGAAUUAGAAGAAGCUGAAAUAGAAAAAAAUCAAAAAUCAUGUAUUGAUUUUGCAUUAAAUGCUAAACCUAUACAAAGAUGUAGACCUAAACAAGAAGGUUCAUUACGUUAUCGAAUAUGGUUAUUAUGUACAUCAUCAUAUUUUGAAUUUUGUAUUAUGGUUAUGAUUGCACUUAAUACUUGUGUACUUAUGGCAAAAUAUUAUAGAAGUCCACCAACAUAUAAUGAUAUAUUAACAUAUGCUAAUACAACUUUUACUGCUUUAUUUACUGUUGAAAGUAUUUUAAAAAUAAUGGCAUUUGGUUUAAGAAAUUAUUUUCAUGAUAAAUGGAAUGCAUUUGAUUUUAUUACAGUACUUGGUAGUAUUGCUGAUGUACUUGUUACAGAAUUUCGAUUUAGUGGCAAAGCUAAUGUUUCUGUAACAGCUGGUCCACAGAAACACAAGAAUACAUUACUUAAUUUGGGUUUUCUUCGUUUAUUUCGUGCUGCUCGUUUAAUAAAACUUUUACGUCAAGGAUAUACAAUACGUAUUUUACUUUGGACAUUUAUACAAUCAUUUAAAGCAUUACCUUAUGUUUGUUUAUUAAUAGCUAUGCUUUUUUUUAUUUAUGCUAUUAUUGGCAUGCAGGUUUUUGGUAAUGUUCGUCAUGAUUCAGGAAAAUCCGAGAUAAAUCGACACAAUAAUUUUGCCAAUUUUCUUUAUGCUUUAAUGCUCUUGUUCAGAUGUGCAACAGGUGAAAGUUGGCAAGCAGUUAUGUUAGCAUGUAAAGCUGGUGUUGAUUGUCAACCACCAUAUAAUAGUGGAUAUCAAGCAAAAACUACAAGUAAAUGUGGAUCAAAUUUUGCAUAUCUUUAUUUUUGUUCGUUUGUUUUUCUUUCAUCAUUUUUGAUGUUGAAUUUAUUUGUUGCUGUUAUUAUGGAUAAUUUUGAUUAUUUAACACGAGAUUCAUCUAUAUUGGGUGCACAUCAUCUUGAUGAAUUUAUUCGAGCUUGGUCUGAAUAUGAUCCUGAUGGAACUGGUAAAUUGGAAUAUACAAAAAUGUUUGAAAUGCUAAGACUUAUGUCACCACCUGUUGGAUUUGGAACUAAAUGUCCAUCAAAAUUAGCAUAUAAACGUUUAAUUCGUAUGAAUAUGCCAAUUGAUGAUAAACGUCAAGUACAUUUUACUACAACACUUUUUGCACUUAUUCGUGAAUCUCUUGGUAUUAAAAUGCGUAAUGUUGCUGACGAAAUGGAUGAAGCCGAUAAUGAAUUACGUCAGGUUAUAUGUAAAUUAUGGCCUACACUUGCAAAAAAAUCUAUUAAAUUAUAUGAAGGUGGAACAAAACCAUUACUUGAUCUUGUUGUACCAUCUAAACAUGAAUUACAUGGUACACCUGGUCAUCCAAAAUUAACUGUUGGAAAAGUUUAUGCUAUUAAUUUAUAUAUUGAUAAUUAUCGUUCAUAUAAACAAGGACAUCCAAAUGAUGCUAGUUUCCAUUUAAAUCGACUUGUAUCAGUACUUAAAGAACGUGCACAUUCAAAAGAAGCUAUUCAUGAACUUGAUCCUGAUGGACGACGGACAUCAUGUCGUCUUGCUGAAAGUUUGCAACGAUCUGGAUCAAGUCGAUCAUCGCAAAAUCUUGACAAUAUAUUUUCGAGUAAAAAUAAACUAUCCAUAAGUGGUGAAGGAAGUAGUAUUAAUCUUGAAAAUGGACAUAUAAAUUCAUCAACUAAUAAAAUGUUAAAUUUAAUUAAUUUUGAUGAAACACGACGAACUAGUCAACAACCUAUAAAUGGUUUUUCUAAUCAAACUCAAUAUGGUAAAACAUUAAAUGUUCCAAAUACAAAUAUUCUUCAAACUUUACCAAACAUAACACCAUUAACAUCAAAAUCUCCACCUCGUUCUGCAAUAAUGACAACACCAAAAUCAUCAACAAUAGGAACACGACCAUUAUUAGUUGUAACAACAACAAAUGAUCAACAAAAAACACAAACAAUAACUGUACCUAAUGAUCGUCGUUUACCAUUAAAUGGACGUAUAUCAACAAUUAUACAAUCAAAACAACGUCAACAACCACGAAUACCAAUAAAUAAUAAUAAUCAUCAAUUAAUUAAUGAAACAACAUCAAAAAAAUUUAUUAAUACUCGACCACGAACAGCAUUAUUAUUUAAUUCAAUAUAUGAACCUUCUGAACAACGUCAACCAUUAUUAGAUAAUGAAAAUGAUAUAAUAAAUCAACAUAAUUCAAUUGAUGAUGAAAAUAAUAAUUGGUCAAUUGCUCCAAAAAUCAUACUUCCAUCAACUCGAACAUUACCUAUGCAAAAUUCAUUACCAAUAAUAAAUACAGUUCGAUCACGACCACAACCAAAUAAUAUUUCUCGUCAAUUACCAUCAUUACCUAUACGACAAUUACCAAAUAUAAAUACUCCGAAAGCAUAUUUUGAUUUAGAAAAUGACGAUGAAGAAAUCAUAACAGACAAAUUUAAACGUACUAGUGAAUUAUAUUAUUAUCAAACAUCAUCAUCAUCAUCAUCAUCAUCAAAUUCUAAUGAUUCAUUAACAUCAGAUAAUUCUAAUGAUGAAAAUCAUGAAGAACAAAUUCAAACUGAUCAACAAGAAGAUUAUGAUGAGGAUGAUGAUGAUGAUGAUGAUAAUAAUAGACAAAUUCAAAGAUUACAAAGUGAUGAUGAUGAUGAUUAA
This is a messenger RNA of Rotaria sp. Silwood1, 6285 nucleotides long. NCBI's taxonomy places the organism in Eukaryota, Metazoa, Rotifera, Eurotatoria, Philodinida, Philodinidae. The record is from the annotation of a GenBank genome assembly.